AUGGCUCGACGUUAUCUUCGAACUAAUCCGAUCGUGGCCGUUAUAAGGACGGGCGCGGGCAAGAGCCUAUGCUUUAUGCUUCUAGCGGCCGUCUGUUCUGGCGGGGUCACGCAACCAUACGCGGCGGCCGAGAUCGUGUUCGUAACGCCCGAGUCGGCCAUAACUAAGGAGAGCCGGCGCCUAGACCGGAUCGUCGUCGACGAAUGCUACACUAUCCUAGAGGGUAAGAAGGACUUUAGACCAAAGCUCCGCGUCUACGUUAAGCCGCUAUAUACCCCAGAGCUUGUUAAACAACAAGUUAGGAACCUACCGGCUAAGGUGAUCAUCUACUAUACUAAGGUCGAGGCCACUAAGUUGCUCUCUGCUACGCUUAGGUGUAAUGCCUAUUACCGGGAGCUAGGCACUAAAGAGGAUAAGAGCCACUUGCUAAAGGCGUGGAUGUCGGGCGAGCCACGGCUAGGGCGCUACGGGGACGGGCGUGUCAUCGUGGCGACUAACGCUAUGGGCCUAGGCAUCGACGUGCCGGACGUGCGGCUGGUUGUCCAUAGCGGGCGCGCAGGCCGAGACGGGAAGCCGAGCGAGGCGGUCGCCUUUAUAGGGGAGGCGUAGCUAAAGCGGUACCGGCGAGCGAGAGAAGAGGCGGACCCCCUCGCCCCGUAUACGUCAGGGGAUUAUUUCAGCGGUUUGACCUGCCGUCGAAGGGUUAUGAGCUCCAU
Molecule: messenger RNA, 716 nt
Organism: Truncatella angustata
Lineage: Eukaryota; Fungi; Ascomycota; Sordariomycetes; Amphisphaeriales; Sporocadaceae
Product: P-loop containing nucleoside triphosphate hydrolase protein
Exons: 7
Coding region: 1-609 (202 amino acids)
Biological process (GO): double-strand break repair via homologous recombination
Cellular component (GO): cytoplasm; chromosome
Molecular function (GO): four-way junction helicase activity; 3'-5' DNA helicase activity
Source: RefSeq, a predicted model, not a curated record